AUGUCGCCGAGAGAUACGGGCUCGUCUUUCUUCCGUAAGGGCAAGGUGUGGCAUCCAGACAUGGGAUCCGCUGUGGUGUCAUCCAGCGGGUACCACCAGAUUGUGCUGGAUGGCUACUCGGACACCGAGCACACCCCAACUGGCAAGAGCAUCGAUUCAGUCCCCUUCACCAUCGGAGGAUACCGCUGGGUUCUCAACGGUCAUAUGGUUCUGGGGUUUGACAAACUUAUCAAAAGAAUUGACUUUGAAAAGUCGCGUCUCAUGGGAAAUAAUCAUAUCACCAUACAGUGUGACAUCAACGUCGUCGCGGACACCGGCGUCCCCGCACCGCUUCUUGAAGAGGUCCCACCAUCUGAUAUACGACAGCAUAUUGCUGAUCUCUUGUUGAGCAAGGAAGGUGCUGAUGUGACAUUCCAGGCGGAGCUCUUUGGCUCCAUGAAGGAGGGUGGCACUGCAUAUGUCAUACAGAUAAUUGACAUGGAAGCAAAAAUGUUUGGCGCCAUGCUUAGUUUCAUCUACACUGACUCGUUGCCCAAGAUGGAGACAGAUAGCAUGGACAAAGGAGAGGUGUCGGAAGGCAAAGGAGAAGAAUCAAUGUGGCUGCAAUCCUUGGUUGUUGCGGCAGAUAGAUAUGAUAUCCUGAGGAUGAAAUUGAUAUGCGAAAACAAGUUGCGAGAGUGCAUUGACGUGAGCACGGUGUCUGGCAUUCUAACUCUAGCUGAGCAGCACGAUUGCCCUGGGCUGAAGGAGGCAUGCUUGGAGUUCCUCAAAAUUCCUACAAAUUUAGAGAAAGUAUUGAUGGCUGAUGGCCUGGACCAUAUAGUUCGAACCUGCCCCUCCCUUGUCAAGGAGCUCCUGUCCAAGUUUGCUUCCUAAGCUUCGCUACAAUGGUUUGUUGUUGCUUACAUUUAUUCUGAUCAAAGUAUCUUGUGAAGUAGGAUGGAAGUGCUUUCUUAUUUGUCUUGCAUUUGUAUUUCACUUUUGUCGGAUUAUGUGCCUAUAGGAGUAUGUUGACUGAGAAAGACACUUUUAAUAAUUGCAUAAAUUAUGUCCUUUUGUCUUUGUGAAGAUACAUACUGAUAAAAACCAGAGGACCAAUAAGCUACGCAUUGCAUUUGAUCUUUAUCUGUAAUGCCCGAGGCCUCUACUGAAUUUUUAAUGUCCUGCUCAGACUUUGUGAAACCAUAACCUGAGGACUAAUAUGUUCCAGAUGCUGUUCAUAUUUAUUUCCAUAUGAUGUUUAUUGCCAAACCACCAAAUUCACACAUGCUCAAUGAUCUCCUAUCUUUUGUAAAUACGAUCUACCAGAGAUCUCAUGUUUCCUAUUAUGUCCACAUUUCAUUUAUGUGCAAUGUGUCAUUUUUUUCCAUGAACUUGGCUAGCUGGUCUUCUAAUCCUAUCUUUAUUUUUGUGUGUGAAGAAAAUCAUCAUCAGUUUCCCAAGGAAUGAUUAUGAUGGCUUCUGGACCAAGUACUUCAUGAAUAUGCAUAGUUUUAGGCAUGAUUAUGUGAUUGGUAUUCCCUUUUCUGUAAACUAUCAGCCGUGCUAUGUUAACUGUGGAGUAUC
Messenger RNA from Triticum aestivum (bread wheat), 1566 nucleotides. RefSeq names its product BTB/POZ and MATH domain-containing protein 1-like. Lineage: Eukaryota; Viridiplantae; Streptophyta; Magnoliopsida; Poales; Poaceae. The coding region runs from base 1 to 876 and encodes 291 amino acids. The record is from RefSeq and is a predicted model, not a curated record. Gene Ontology annotation, molecular function: protein binding. The transcript is spliced from 3 exons. Gene Ontology annotation, biological process: protein ubiquitination.